UAAGAAUUUGUUCUUAACUGACUUGCCUAGUUAAAUAAAGGUUCAAUUAAACAUUUCAAUAAAAAUCUGUCGGCCAGGACGACCAAGUCCAAACACUGUUUUUUCCCCCUAAGAACAUUUCCCCUAAGAACAUUUCCCCUAAGAACAUUUCCCCUAAGAACAUUUCCCCUAAGAACAUUUAUCAUCUUUUAGCUCUACGUUUGUUUGUUUUUGCCUUUUUAUAUUUAGUAGACAAUUCAAUGUUAGUCCCCGUCCCCAUGGUAACAUGGCGUUAGUCCCCGUCCCCAUGGUAACAUGGCGUUAGUCCCCGUCGUAACAUGCCGUUAUUCCCCGUCCCCGUGGUAACAUGGCAUUAUUCACAGUCCCCGUGGUAACAUGGCGUUAGUCCCCGUGGUAACAUGGCGUUAGUCCCCGUGGUAACAUGGCAUUAUUCACAGUCCCCGUGGUAACAUGGCGUUAUUCCCCGUCCCCGUGGUAACCUCGCAGACAAUCCAUUUAGACCAGGUGUUUGAAAUGUGUGCUCUUUCCCAGCUAUUAAAAGGUGGCUAUUUAAGAGAUCUAUUUAAGAGACUGCUUUUCAUUGGAAGUUUGGCGGAGUGUAUUUCCCACCAUUUUAAUAUAUUGCUGUUAUUCAUUGCUUAAUGAUGAUGAUGAUGAUGACGAUAAUAAUAAAAUGUUUGCUGUUUAAAUAUUUAGGUUUUCCAUCAGGUCUUAUAGGGCCUCGUUCCACUCGUGGUCACUGCAACGUUAUAGAAUAAUCUAUCGACAUUAUUGCGUAACCGCAGUUUUUUUUUUUUUACAUAGUUAUGCCAGGAUUGGACUUGUUUUUGGUAUUGUCAACUGCAGUAGUUUGGGGCACGUGGUCAGCUCUGUUAUCAGCUGAUCUCUCUGUGUUUAAUCACACGUGAAAACAUCUACAGCCUUCCUAUCAGUAUAGAAUAUCCUGAUGCAAAGAUACAUGAACAUGAUUUUAUAUAUACGAAGCCAAUCACAGUAGUAAACUGUUUUAAAAUCCAGGCUCGGGUACAGGUUCUCCUUGCACCUAUUUUACCCACUAUCUUUAUCUGCGGGUGGUGGUGAUGGGUUCCCUUCUCUCAAAACUGGUUUUUAUGAAGCAGGUUUUUGAAGUUCAGCUUUCAUGUCUCAACGCUUUGCACCAUGACGUUAACCACUUUGAAUAUAAACACUCUGUUAAGAAUAUUUUCUCGUCAACAUUAUCGGAAAGUGUAUUAGUGUGGGUUAGAGACAUGAAUUGGUUUAGUUGACUCUCAAGGUGCAGUGUUCUGUUUGGUUAUACAACUUUCAGAUCGUUGUCUUGGGAAGUUCCGUUACAACUAACCCUGACACCGUUUCUUAAUUUAUGCAUCCACGUAACCUUUCACAUUUUGAUUCGGUCUUCAUUCGAUAAUCAAUAGCUUCCACUUAACCCUACUAAAUCUGAUCUUUAGCGAUACUAGUUAAGCCCCGUUUCAUUACUGAAUAAACUAUUUCCCUUGGCAAUCUAUUAUCUUAAAAGUAUGACUGUAAAACCUUUUGUAAACCUUUUGUUAAAAAAAAAGCUACUUGCAUUCUUUCACUAAAUUUCACUAAAGCAGUGCAUGGAGUUUGUAAAAUAAUGUUGUAUGUUUUUCACGAUGACUACUUCUCCCCCUCCUGUCUGUUCCCUGUUUGCUUGCUGUUUUUCUUUCCCCCAGUGAAGAUGCAGGAACUGUCUUCUUCUGCUCUGACCUAACCAACAGAACCCCGAUGAUGUUCUAGAAGCUGUUCUAGAACAGUUUGACACACAACUGAUGUGAAAAGUGUUUCAGUGUGGAAUAGACUGGAAACUGACCAAACCGAUCAAUCGCAGAAAUCCAGUCUGCUUUCCAGUUUGAUUACUACUGUCCAUAGCCCUGUCCCAGGGCGAGCCAGAGAGAAGACCAACCAGUAACCCUCCUGUGUGUUUCUCCUCUCCAACUCUUUCAGCUUUGCGUUGCUAUUGGAUCGUUGCGCUGCUCCCCUUUCCAGCCCGCUGUAUCCGAUUGGAGGGCUGGGAGUUGGGAUCCCGCCCCUGCAGCUCCUCUUAGGCCACACCUCCCUGCAGCUGGCCCAGCUCGUUACCGCUGCAACCGUCACUUCUGCCGCCAACCCCCCCACCACCCUACACUCACCUCCUCUCGCCCCCUUCAUCAACCUCCUCACAGCAGCAGCUACCGUCAAUAACAUGUCCCGUCCCCUAUAUAACCCCUUAGGGGAUCAGUACUCUUCACAGGCCCAGAGAUCUGCCGCCCAGAUGGGGCAGUACGGACUCACACAAUCCCAGGCCGGAAGGGACCCUCUGGGGGCCUCCCGCCUUGGUCUGGGGUCUGGUGGGGGUGGUGGUGGUUCCUCCGGCCAGGGAGGCAUGAUGUCCUCGAUGGUGGCCCAGCAGAUGGGGUAUGACCCGGGGCAGAGAUCGACCGGGAUGACCCCGGAGAUGGAGACCUCCAUAGACCACCACAUCCGCGGGGCCAGAGAGGAGGUGAGGCUGCUCAGCCAGUUGAUGCAGCAGAAUAAGAACCAGCAGGUCUCACUGGACGCCCAAGACCUUCGCCUAAGUCGUGACCCCAUGGACGAGCUCUCGUCUGGGGGAGGGCUGGGCGGUUACACACCUGGCCGGACCUCCAGCGACCAGCAAAGUUCCAUGGACCCCUGGUCUGGCUUCCUGACCCAGUCUGCUUCCUCCAAACUCUUCUCCUCCACCCUUCCUCAGUACCAAAGCCAAACCUCUGGGUUUGGAGGUGCGGGAGUGCUGGGGUCCACCUCAAGAGGUUCCGAGGCUCCCAUGAGCGCCUCGUCCACAGCCUCUCGUCCAGCCCGGUACACGUCUGAGUCCGCCAGCAGCAUCCUGGCGAGUUUCGGCUUGUCCAACGAAGACCUGGAGCUCCUCAGCCACUACCCAGACGAUCAACUGACCCCAGACAACCUGCCCUUCAUCCUCAGAGACAUCCGCAUCCGUAAGGCCAAUAGAACUAUGGAUGUGGACCCUCGGCCCAAGGUAGGCGGUGGACCUGGCCCAGGGUCCGACCACGGUGGUGGAGGACAGAGCAAAGUGAUCGAUUAUGAACAUUCUCGUGCUACUAAAUACGACAGUUAUGAUGAUGGCGAUAAUAGCCAACCCGAUAAUUACAGCUCGCGUAAUCCGCUCCCGAAAGAGAAGCCAAAAUAUGACAUGGUCAGAGACUCGCUGAGCGGGUACGCCGGCCAUUCCAUGACCUCCGACCUUUCCAAGCAGCGUACCCAACAGCAGCACGUCCAGAGCCCCAUGCCCAUGACAGACACAGGCUCUCGCAUCGGCCUUCCUCCGCCUUCCAGCCAACCCCAGCAGACCCUCAAAACCCACGGCUCAUCCUCUAAAGCGACAUCCAAGUCCAUGAACAUCCCUGUCCGCAGCGGAGACCAAGGACUCAACCGACUCCUGGCGUCCCAGAAUCAAGGCAGCGCUCGGGGCCACGCUCAGCCCCGAUCCGGCCUGGUGGUUCUUGGUGGUGGAGGUGGAGCUGGGGUCGGAAUUCCAGGACUCAGGGUUGGAGGUGUCCCGGUCGGGGUUCCUCCUCCCACGACACCCCCCAUUUGGCCUUCCAUAUUCCCCAUCAUGAACCCGUCAAUCCCACCUCCUGGUCAUGUCCCGGUGACUUUUCCUCCGCCCCGGAUUGGUCCGAUGCCUUCCAUGCACCAGCAGAUGAACCUACCUCCCCCGAUGAUGAUGAUGACGAAGAGGUUACCGACCCCGACCAUGAUGAGCGAUUACUCCGCAGCUUCUCCCAGAUUCUUUCCUCAUACCUGUUCUCUCUGUAACAUAGAAUGUGCCCAGCUAAAGAACUGGAUCGAGCAUCAAAACACCGGUCUCCACGUUGAGAAUUGCCGUCUACUCAGGAAAUCGUAUCCCGACUGGAACGUGGAAACUGUAGCUGUAUCAAGUAGAAAUGAAAGCAGCCAGUUGUCCUCCAAGCGCCGUCGGAGGACACGCUCCGCCUCCCGUUCUUCAUCCUGGUCUCGCUCUCCUUCUCCUCCUCCUCGCCCCUUCUCCUACCACACUCCUUCCUCCUCUACUCGCCGACCUCGAUCCAGGGAACGAUCCCGCGAACGUCGACACAACACCACCACCCGGCGUUCCCGGUCUCCGGGUUCACUUCGGGGCAGGGAGAGAGAACGUGACCCUCCGGCCUCGUCGUCUUCCCACCGGGAUCAGGAACGUCGACCUCAGACAGCCUCUUCAUCCCGGAGGUCGCGCUCUAGGAGCUAUGAGCGGGAGAGAGCAAGGGAACGUCGGGAGACGACGAGGAGGAGCAGCCUGCCGAAGUCUAACAGUGCUGAGAGACUGGCCAAGAAACUACUGGAGUCAUCUGCUGGCCUCUCCCUGACGGAGAACACCAGUCUAGAAGUUAUGAUGCAGUCCCUCGCACCCGCGCUCCUGGCAGAGCUCGCGAAGAAGAAGGGAGCCGCCGCCUCCUCCUCUUCCUCCUCGAAGGGAGGUGCCUCUCGGAAAACUGAAACGGGAAUGUCCAAGUCGGGAAGCAAGCUCGGAUCUGGAAGGUCAUCAACCAGGAAAUCGUCCUCUCCCUCCAAGUCAUCCAGCUCCACUUCUACCAAGACUAAGAAGAAACGAGGCCCAGGGACCUCAGCUCUGUUAAGACUGAUGAAUAUCCCUCAGCACACAGCUCAUGAUGAGGUGAUGAAGGCCGUAGAACCCUUCGGAAAGAUCAACAACAUCAUCCUGCUCAAGUCCAUACAGCAGGCGUCAGUAUUGUUUGAGAAAGAGGAGGAUGCCAGACUGCUGGCUAGCUGUAAGACCCUGACCAUCAGAGGCCAGGUCGUUAUCAUACGGAUGGAGGAAGAGACUCUGCUGGAGGACUCAAAGGAACUGGACCGGGACAAGAAGUCUUCUUCUGAAAAGAAAGCGACAGCAGCCCAGUCCCAGACCAGCACCACCAAGUCAACUAAAACAUCUACCAAGUCUUCAACGACCACAACUAAACCGCAAACUGCCGGUACCAAGAACACACCCAAGGUGUGUGGAUCUAAUACCAAGUCCAAGGGGAAAAGUCCCCUCGGUCCUCAGCAGCCUGACAUUGCGAAUAAUAGGUUUGUGAAGAUCGAAGGUUUACCAGAAACUGGAUAUACAGAGGAAGAUGUUCUGGCUCUGGUGAAGCCUUACGGAUACAAACCUGGACUCUACAACUGUUUCAUUCUGCCCAACCAGAGAUGGGCCAUAAUCCGUAUGGAGAGAGAACAGAAGAGCUUUGCUAUGUUGACCAACUACACAGAGUCUCCUCCUAAACUACUGGACUGUCCCCUCACCUUCACGCUGACCCGCCCUGAUACAAACCUCCUCCAGGAGGGUGUGUACACCACUCUGAAGGGCCUCACCACUACGGAUCCAACGUUGAAGGAACGUCUUCUGAUUGUCAGUAACGUCCCCGCAGGGACUGCAGCAGCCCGGGAGGUUCACGACCUCGUCAAACGCUUCGGCUCCUACCUGGACUCGCUGUCUCUGAUCAGCACGAUCUAUUUUGAGAUGGAAUCGUCGUCGGUGGCAAAGACCGUGUGUCUUCAUUUCCAGAAGUCCCCCAGUGUAGUUCAGAACAACCCUCUGAAGUUCAACUUGCUGGUCAAGGAUCAACAGGCACCGCAGCCCCCAGCCCAGAAGACAUCUGUUGUCAGCACGAAAGCCAAGAAGAAACCAAUCAAAGGCAAGAAGCCUGUAGCUAAAGAUGUCACAACCCCAGUUAAACCUGUUACUCCCACUGCUACCAGCACCAAUGCUACGGUCUCAUCCUCUCAGCCUGUUGCCGUGGCGACCAAGCAACCGGGUGACGACGUCAUCGUCGCGGAGGCCAAGCAACCAGGAAGUGACGUCGUGGUGAUGAAUUCCGACGGAAAGGCAACGUUUGCGGAGUCUGGAGAGAAAGAGGGUGGGAUUUCCUCGACGAAAGAUGGGAAGAAGAACGCUCAUCCUCCCAAAGAGGAUGGAGGGAUGAAAACUGAGGAGGAGGCAAAAGGAAACAAGGAAGACACUGCGACCGUCGACAUCGUCGUUUCCGCCUCGUUACCUACGGUUGCCGUGUCCGCUCCCGAGGAAGAGGUCGCCAUGGAAACCCAGAGCACCGACGGCGUCGCCUCGACCAAUGAGGUUGCAGCAGAACCCGAACAGGUUCUAGCUGCGGUCCCACAACAGGGCAGUGAUGUCAUUGCGUUGGCUAGUGAAACCUUGACGACUGUGGCCACAACAGAACCUUGUCUGAUCUCCGCUGUGGAGGGAGCUGAUAACGGGGCCAAUCCCGUCGACUCUGACACCGUUGCUGCCUUGGUACCGGCACAAUCACCGGCUCCUGUCCCGGUAGAGUUAAAUGUUGAAGACAAACCUCAGGACUUUCCUCCGGUCACCGAGGAGAUCCUCAAGGCCCUGGAGGCAGCGGUGCACCAACACCGUAUGGGGAGACUGGCGGAGGAACAGGCUAAACAGGAACACAACCAGGGAGAGGGGAUCCAGGCCAAGCCUCUACCCAACCAGGAGAGCCCUACAGCUGGGGAGACGGCGGAGAGAAAGACCCCGGCUGAGUCAGAAGAGAAGACUGGGGAGAAAGAGACGGCAAAGAAAGAGGAGCCACGACCAGAGAAGAAGUCACAGCCGGACAAAAAGACCACCGACACGAAGAAGACACCUUCAGGAUCUGGCCAACCAGACCACAAGAAGACCACCGACACAAAGAAGGCACCUUCAGGAGCUGGUCAACCAGACCACAAGAAGACCACCGACACGAAGAAGACACCUUCAGGAUCUGGCCAACCAGACCACAAGAAUGGGAAGACAGAGGCUUCCGGAGGGAGAGGCCGGCGCCUCUCCCCAGAAACGAGAGACUCUUCAAGGCAUAGAAGCAGCCGUGCUCCUUCCGAGGAGGAGCAGGAUCCUUCGACGUCUAGACAGGGUAACUCCUCUAGCUCCUCUUCUGGCUCCCGCAGGAGCACCAGACACGACGGCAGCCCCGCCAAGAAGAAGGGGAGGAAAGAAGAGGAAGAGGAGAGGAGCAAGAGCCUCGGUAGCAGCAGUAAAACGACCUUCUCCUCUAGGAGCAGGUCUAAAGACACGGCUAGUUGCUACGCGGAAGAUGAGUUUACGUCUGACGUCAUCCCUGGUGAAGCCAACUCCUUCGAUCUGGACCAGUUCAACAUGGACCAGUUUGUUACUGUGGACGAGGUGGAAGGGGAUGAGGCUGAGAACACCAACCCACCGCAGUCAUCCUCAUCUCCGUCGCACAAGACCCAAGAUAAGGCCUCGGAAAGGUCAAAACGAUCGUCCAAACGCAGGAGGGGUACCCCAGAUACCCCAUCUCCGAAAUCUAGCCUGGAGCACAAGGAGACACCCACGUCCUCCUCCUCUACCCCCCCUGCUCAGAAGACUCCACGAAAAGCCGCAGCAAAAAAGGCAGCAGCUAAACCUCAACCACCUGCUACCUCUGGACGCAAGACCAGGUCAUCAGCAGUUGUUGUUGUAGCAACCGAAGCCGCAGAAACCCAGGAAGCUGCCGACGACAACACCAGCAUAGCCGAUACGGAGGCGGAGCCUGUUCCCUUGGAGACUCGGUCUCAGUCGGAAGAGGAAGUCGUAGUGGUCACUAAGGGAUGUGACACGGAGGAUGUAGUACCGUCAUCCCACCACAAGAUGUCAGUGUUGGACACUGCAGUGACCGACAACAAGGAAGAGAAAAGUGCUGUGUCAGAAAGCGAUAUGGAGACGACCGCUGAAAAACCUCCAGAGCUAGAGGGGAGCGAGGAGACGACCCAGGCUGAAAAAGGUUCCUCGAUUCUGGGUACCGAGGCUCAGAAUGGAGCCUGUCCCCUGGAGCUUGGUCUGACCCAUCCUUCUGCCUCAGCCAAGGAGCGAAACCUUCAGAAGGCCCUGCAACUACAAGAGGUGGAGACGGUGUCGGGUCACCAGGUGCCCCAAUCACUUAUUGAUAAAGUACCUGAUGAUGAAGGUGAUUUCCAGAUACUCGACGAAGCUGUGGACGAUGACACACCUAGAGACGGAGAAGAGGCCAGUCAAGACACUCAAGAACAGUCUGGAUCUCUAUCUCUGGGUUACCAGGCGCCUGCAGCCUCCGAAUCUACAGGUUCCCAGGUGCCUCAAGCUACACUAGAGGAACACGAAGAGAUCACCAACGACGAAGAAGAAGAAUCUGCAUUCCAGAUCCUCGACUCUCUAGAAGACACUGAAGACAACAUGGUCGACUCCUCUCUCGCAGGCCAAGGGGGCCGAAGAGAUUCUCUACCCAGAGAGAUGGAGGGGUUCCAGAUACUAGAUUCAGUCGACGAUCAGACGGAAACGACCCAAGUUCUGGACAACCAUACGACCGACUCUAAAUGUCAGGGGGGCUCCAAGCCUCUAAAGGGGGCUAAGAAGACACCCCAAAAGAAGGGGAAAAAGGAGAUUAAGAAGGUAUCUAAAACUCAAGAGGUGACCAAGACCCCAACAGGAGAGUCCGAGGGGGGUACCCCGAAAAAGAGUAACCUUGUCACCUUGGAUGAGGUGAGCGAGGAGGAGGAGGAUUACCCAGAUGACGCCGCCGAAGAGGAAGAACUUAUUAAGAAACAAAAACUGGUGAAGGAGAAGCAGCGAGAGAUGGACAGAGGGAAGGAGAGAGAGAAAGGGCGGAGGAGGAGUAGAGAGAAGGAACGGACGAGGGAGGAGGAGAGAGAGGAGAGGGUCGGAGUGGAUACUGAGGGCUUGGUGACUUUGGAUGAGAUCGGAGAGGAUGAAGGAGCGGAGGGGCCUUGCCUGGAGUCAGGAGACACCUUCAACCCAGAGACUCUGGUAACCCUGGAUGAGGCUGGAGGUGAUGGGGAGGAUGAUGAGAUGGAGGAGGAAGAGCAGAACAAGAGUCCUGAACCAGCGCAGAACCAGCAAGCUGACCACACAGCUGAUGCUACAGGGUCUCCUGGUGCAGAGGACGACGGCAGGGGCAUGGAGGAAAUCAGGAGAAUGGACUUUGUGACCGUGGAUGAAGUGGGAGAGGAGGAGGAGGAGGAGGAGGAGUUGGUUACCACAAGGAGAGGAGCCAGGGGGAGGAAGAGGGCCCGACAGACCUCUGCCAGGAAACCAGUGAAGGUGAAGAAGGUGAGCUUGAAAGACAAGGAAGAGGAGGAGCCUCGGGCAGAUACGACUCCUCCCACUGACACAGCUUCCGUUGACGCUCCCUCCUCAUUGCUCCAAGUCGCUGUGACCUCAGAGGUGGACGCCCAACCAGCUGCCUCGGUCCCAGACCUCCAGGAGAAAGAGAGGGAGGCUGAUACCCCGGCAGACCAACCCAGCCUGGAGGCCUCCUCAGCAGGGCAGGAGAGGCAGACGGACCCCCCUGAGAACCAGAGUCUGGAGGGGAAACAGGAGACGACAGAUAUCAGUGCUGGAAAGACUUGGACCGACUCCACGACACCACAAGAAGACAGUGAACAGAGAAGAGAGGAGGAAGAGGAGCCUGAAUUAAAACGUUGUCGUUCUGAGUCUCCUCUGAUCACAGACUUCAAACUGCCUCCCUUCAGCCCUCACAACCCUAUAGGCCAGGACUUUGUGGUUCCUAAGACAGGGUUCUUCUGUAAGUUGUGUUCUCUGUUCUACGGGAGCGAACACACAGCCAAGAAGACCCACUGCAGCAGUCUGCAACACUAUCAGAACAUGCAGAAAUAUUACCUGAAGCGUCAGAAGCAACAAGCAGGAAGUUCUAGCCUCGGCUCCGUCUCCAAAUGACCCCCUUGACCCUGGAUGUUUCCCAAAUGGCACCCUAUCCCCUACAUAGUGCACUACUUUUAGACCAGAGCCCCGUAGUGGUGCCAUUUGACUCCCAACUCAAUCAAUCUAUAUUUUCUAAUUUGUUUGUCUGAAACAACUGUAAGUCUGGUCAUAAUACGACACUCUAUGGGGAGACAGAGGAUCUGAGUACAGGAGUGUUGAUCCAGGAUCAGUCCCCCCCCCAGUCCAUAUAGUUAUAGAUCAGCCCCCCCCCCCAGUCCAUAUAGUUAUAGAUCAGCCCCCCCGCCAGUCCAUAUAGUUAUAGAUCAGUACCC
Molecule: messenger RNA, 10080 nt
Organism: Oncorhynchus mykiss (rainbow trout)
Lineage: Eukaryota; Metazoa; Chordata; Actinopteri; Salmoniformes; Salmonidae
Source: RefSeq, a predicted model, not a curated record